CAUUAUUAUUUAUAAAAAUAAAAACUCUUUUCUUGAAUCUUCCUGGGACAGUGUCAAGGCAAGGAAGGCACCAACUUAUACCUAUUUAAGUUCUCAUAGUCUCCACUUUGCUCUCUCGACCUCCAUGAGAGCUGCUAAUGUAGGAGAUGAUUGAGCCAUUGAUAAGAAGAUAUAUUCCAUUCUUGCCGAUCGGCAUUGUUCAUCGUCAAGUUGCUUGACAUCCGAGGCAAAACCUGUAACUGCCUGUUUGCCAUUCGAGAACCAGGAUCGAACAUAAGGGAUCGAUUGGUAAAGAGAGAAGUUCUUGCAUCAUUACUGAUCCAAUUCCUAUUUUUUUUCAUAAAACCAAGUCGAAGGACACACGGUGUGAACUGGGGGAAGAGCCAUGAAGAAGAUAAGUUUGACAACAGGGGCAUCCAUUUUAGGGCUGAGCAUAGCACUCUUGAUCUUCUAUGUAUAUGAUCUCUCAUCCGUAAAUUUCACUCGGAUUCAAGUGCUGAAACGUUGGGCCAUUAGGCCCCGGGCAAGGUCGCGGCCCACCGUGAUCACCUGCAACCGCUCCGACCUGUGGUACGAUCUUUGCUCCAUCAACGGCCCAAAUUUGCUGGAGCCCACCUCCUCUACGCUCUUCCUAGUGGACCCCACACGCUACUUUGGGCCACCGGUUUCGGUUAGGACCCGCCCCUACACGCGCAAAUCAGAUUUAGGGGCUAUGAAACAUGUCAAAGAGCUAACUCUCACCUCAGCCCAACACCACAUGAAUUGUGCAGUCAUGCACACCAGUCCGGCCGUAGUGUUUAGUGCCGGCGGUUAUACCGGGAACUUCUUUCACGACUUCAACGACGGCCUCCUCCCCCUCUUCAUCACCGUCAAUUCGUUCUUCGGCAAUCAUGAUUUUCACCUCGUGGUCACAGACUGCUCCCUCUGGUGGCCUCAGAAGUACAAGGAGGUGAUUUCGCGAAUCAGCAGCCUCCCGAUGAUUGACAUGGACCGUGAUAAUAGGACACAUUGCUUCCCAUCGACCAUAGUGGGCCUGAUCAAGCACGGGCCAAUGACUGUGGAGCCCGCUCGACUGGCCCGCCCGAUAACACUGCGGGACUUCGGUUCCUUCUUAAAGGAUGCCUACUUAGGCCAAGGGGAAGAUAAGGCCAUGCAACAGUCCAACCAUAGCCAAGACACCGGCUCGGUUCGGCCAAGACUCGUGCUACUGAGCCGGACAAGACAGGUAGGCCGAGCAGUGCUAAACCAGAAAGAGCUCAUGGCAUUAGCAGAACAAAUUGGGUUCAAUGUGACCCUGUUCAAGCCAAGCCAUAAAACGUCUCUGGCGGAUGCUUUCAGGCUGAUCCAUGCAAGCCAUGCAAUGCUGGGCGUACAUGGGGCAGGGCUCAUGCAUUCCAUAUUCCUCCGUCCCGGGUCAGUGCUGGUGCAGGUGGUGCCGAUCGCGACCGAGUGGGUAUCCGAGAUGUUCUUCGGGAAUCCGGCCAGGACACUCGGAUUGGAGUAUAUCGAGUACAGGAUCCAGCCGAGCGAAAGCAGCCUAGCUGAUCAGUUCAGCAUCGACGAUGUGGUGCUGAACAACCCGAGGGCCGCGACGAAGGGCGAUUGGUCCAACAUGAAACUGUACCUGAAAACCCAAAACGUGAAGCUGGACAUGGUCAGGUUCAGGGCAUGCUUGGAGGAAGCUUAUGUGAAGGCAAAGAGAUUCAUGGAGGAGAAUGAAGGUAACGAAAACAUGGAUAAAUUGGUCUCAAGCUCCAGGAAGUUAAUUAAGUAAUUAUAUAACGGCAAGACUAAAAGGAGAUAAAUAAGAAAUAAAUUUUAGAUUUUCCUUAGCAUUGUCCGUGAAGAAAAAUCAUAGGUAGAGGGGUUUGAUUUAUAAGAUAGCUUUAUGUUUAUGGAAUGUGGAAGUAAAAGGAGAGAGACUCGUUCCCAUCCUGAAAUUUUGGCGAGGGAAGUGAACAUAUGUAAUGCUAAAAAUAUGUUCAGUCCGCCGCCGCUUGAAACGUGCGAAAAGGGGUUCCCGGACUGGUGCCCAAGAGUCUCCUCUAAUGCUCAAGUUAGGAGCGUGUUUUUAUGAAACAAUUAAGAGUGUAUCGGAAUUACCAUAAAGAAUUCCUUAUAUAUUAA
Messenger RNA from Punica granatum (pomegranate), 2127 nucleotides. The record is from RefSeq and is a predicted model, not a curated record. NCBI's taxonomy places the organism in Eukaryota, Viridiplantae, Streptophyta, Magnoliopsida, Myrtales, Lythraceae.